Mastomys coucha (southern multimammate mouse) is the source of this 2473-nucleotide messenger RNA. RefSeq names its product sodium/hydrogen exchanger 9B1. The record is from RefSeq and is a predicted model, not a curated record. The coding region runs from base 547 to 2289 and encodes 580 amino acids. Gene Ontology annotation, biological process: proton transmembrane transport. Gene Ontology annotation, cellular component: membrane. Gene Ontology annotation, molecular function: antiporter activity. Lineage: Eukaryota; Metazoa; Chordata; Mammalia; Rodentia; Muridae. The transcript has 14 exons.
GGUAAAUCCCAGCCCAGUUUCCGUCCUGGAGGUUGGGGCCUUGGCUCUCCUGAUGUCCUGCGCGCGACGACGGUUGCUGGGUCCUUGGGCGGGUGAGAGUUGCUAGAGGAAGUGUAGUCCUUGCAAGUAAGAAAGAAGAGAUCUUUCCAUCACGACUGACAGCAGAAUUAGUCCACUGAGCAGAUGCGAUUUAUACAAAUCGUGAAUCCGGGGAGAUGAGCCUGCACGUGCACCUGUAAUUGCAGAUGUGUUCCAGGAUUGGUUUCUGAUUCCCAGAAGGUUCUCCUUCCUUCCCCAACACCCCUGACCGUGAUUCCUCUUGGCUUUAUCGCAGUGGACAAGCACUGAGCUUUUUGAAGAUUAAAGACUGUAAUUGCACACACAGUGUGCCAGACACUGCGCUAGGGAGUCCUGACGUUGCUCUGUGGUGGCGCUAUUCUUGGAAUACUACCCUAUUAAGAUGGCUUAAAAGCUUGUCACCUUUAGGUUUUAAAGUUCCCUGCUGAAACGUAAGAUAUCUUAAGGCUGCAAACAAACUCCUGAAAGAUGAGCAAUCACAACACAGAAUCAGACAAGAAGGAUGAUCAUUUCCAAUCAUCUAUAACUGUUCAGAUGUCUAAAGGUCCUGAAGAAACUAUGAAACCAGAACCAGAACCAGAACCAGAACCAAAGGAAUCAGAAAGGAAGGAAACACAAAUAACUGAAAUAAAAAGGAAGGAGCCAGAAUGGAAGGAAAUGAAAAAGGAGAAGAGAAGUACAAAUACUUACUGUCCUCCACGAGGAACAAUAAACAAAACAAUUACAGAUGGAGUUGCACUCAUUGUAUUAUGGACUCUACUCUGGGCCCUUAGAGGUCAGGAUGUUCUCCCUGGUGGAAAUAUGUUUGGACUUAUAGUUAUUUUUUACAGUGCUUUCCUUGGGGGUAAAAUUUUAGAAGUCAUUAGAAUACCUGUAGUGCCUCCCCUCCCUCCUCUUCUUGGGAUGUUACUGGCUGGUUUCACCAUCAGGAAUGUUCCAAUUAUUUAUGAAUUUGUCCAUAUUCCUACCACAUGGUCUUCAACUUUAAGAAACACUGCCCUUACUAUUAUCCUAAUACGAGCUGGGCUUGGACUGGACCCACAGGCUUUGAAGCAUCUCAAGGGAGUUUGUUUGCGAUUGUCAUUUGGUCCAUGCCUCCUAGAGGCGUGCUCAGCUGCUCUUUUCUCCCACUUCAUUAUGAACUUUCCUUGGCAAUGGGGGUUCCUAUUAGGGUUAAUGGGUGCACUCACUGGGGCUGAGAAAUCAGUGGUUAUUAAGAAGAGACCUGCUUCACUGAAGUGCAAGCUCAGCACACAGAAGCUGUGGUCCAGAGAGGGCCAAGGCUGCAUCUCAUUGCAGACAGCUUCACUUGGUAAUAUUUUUGUCCUAGGCGCUGUCUCUCCUGCUGUUGUCGUCCCCAACAUGCUCACGUUGCAAGAGAAUGGAUAUGGUGUUGAGAAAGGCAUCCCAACCUUACUAGUGGCUGCCAGCAGUAUGGAUGAUAUCGUGGCCAUCACUGGAUUCAACACGUUCUUGAGCAUAGUCUUUUCCUCCGGUAGUGUAAUUAGCAAUAUCCUAUCAUCCUUGCGGGAUGUUCUUAUUGGUGUGCUGGUAGGAAUUGUUAUGGGAAUUUUUGUUCAGUAUUUUCCAAGUGGAGAUCAGGAGAGACUUACGCAGAGGCGAGCCUUCCUAGUUCUGAGUAUAUGUAUUUCUGCUGUCUUAGGCUGCCAGCACAUUGGCUUACAUGGAUCUGGGGGAUUGGUGACACUAGUGUUGUCGUUCAUGGCAGCAAAAAGAUGGGCUGGAGAGAAGGUUGGAAUCCAAAAAAUUGUUGCAAACACAUGGAAUGUUUUUCAGCCACUUCUGUUUGGCUUAGUGGGGACAGAAGUCUCUGUUGAAUCUCUUGAAUCAAAAACUAUUGGCAUGUGCAUUGCUACCUUGGGUUUGGCACUAUCUGUUCGAAUUUUAUCCACUUUCGUACUGAUGUCUUUUGCUAACUUUCGCUUCAAGGAGAAAGUCUUUAUUGCUUUAUCGUGGAUCCCUAAAGCUACAGUGCAGGCUGUCUUAGGCCCACUGGCUCUGGAAACAGCAAGGGUCAUGGCACCCCACUUGGAAGGAUACUCGAAGAAUGUGAUGACAGUGGCCUUUCUAGCCAUCCUGAUUACAGCUCCGAAUGGAGCCCUCAUCAUUGGCCUAUUGGGACCCAAAAUACUUGAACAUAGUGAGGUGACAUUCCCUUUAAAAGUGGAGCUUUCAAACUUUCACCAAUAAAAAGUUUGCAGUCACCACCUGCUUUGUCUCAUGAAUUAUCUCACAUGACAAAAAAAAGAACGUUACAGUACAGAAGUUUAAAGACUGUUCAUAGAAACCAGGAUUCACUAAACACACAACUUCUCUACAGAGCUUUCCUCUGGUUUUUGGUUCAAAGUAAAUUUAAUAAAAAUAGUCAACUGCA